This is a messenger RNA of Capsicum annuum, 1733 nucleotides long. RefSeq lists its product as uncharacterized. The transcript has 4 exons. Bases 265 to 1632 code for a protein of 455 amino acids. The record is from RefSeq and is a predicted model, not a curated record. NCBI's taxonomy places the organism in Eukaryota, Viridiplantae, Streptophyta, Magnoliopsida, Solanales, Solanaceae.
UUGAAGAGUGUUCUAACAUCCAGUUUCCUCUUUUAACUUGAAUCCCAAAAACAUUUUUUACAAACUUCCAAAAAAAACAAGAAAAGGGACUAAUUAGCAAAAGAGACCUCAUAGAAUAGGUCACAUGGGAGGAAGCUCAAUCUUAAAGGGACUUUUGAGUUUCUGAGUACUAGAAAUCACCAAAAACCCAAACCAGACCAGAAAAAGGUGACCCCAAAAAGCUACUCAUAUCUCAAAAACUACACUGAAGACAACUUUCCAGUAAUGGCUGCACAUGAACAACAACAACAACACCAUGAACAGCAAAAUCAAGAAAACCCCAUUUCCCUUUUCUCUUUAGAACCCAAAAGUAACAACUUGGACAAGAUUUUCUCCUCAUAUUUGGGUCUAAGUUUUGCAAUCUUUCUUGGAUUUUUACCCAAGAAUGCAAUUUCUUUAGUUUCAAGACUUCAGAAUCACAACAAGGAGCUAACUUUUCAGCUUAUUGAUACAGAAGAACAGUUAAAGCAGUUGCUUUUUAGGAGAAAAGAGGAUUCAAAAGCAAAUGCAAGAGUUGUUGAAAUCUUUGCAAGUCAUAGACAUGCUUGGCAGCAAGAAGAGAAGAGGUUGUUACAGCAGAUUGAUGAGUGCGAUGAAGAGAUUGGUGAGUUAAGAGAGAGAGUUGAGCAGUUUGAGAAAAUGGAAAGUGAGUUAAGGGGUAAUGUUGAGGAGUUGAAAAGGGAGAUUAGUGAAAGAGAUGAAAUGUUGAACUUUAUGAGUAGUAGGGGUUGUGAGAUGGAAAAUAGUACAAGUGGAGAUGGUGGUGUUGGAGAUUGUUAUGGUGAAAUGGGCUUGAGGUUUGGGAAAGUUGGGAUAUCAGAAGGGGGAAUGGAUAAGGGGGUAGGGAUGGAAGAAUGUUAUUUGAGUAAUGGGAUGCCUAAUGCUGAACAAAUGAGUGGUGUUUAUGGACAGAAUAAUGGAUUCAACUCAGAAUACUUGAAUUCUGCUUCUAAGUUUUGGGCUGAAAAAGCUAGUCCUUGGCAGCAGGAUCUGCAGUAUGAUUCUGUCGAUUCACUUCACCAUUUAAAGCAUUUUGUAGCAAGAAGGGAAGCCCCUUGGAAGAUAGAUGGUGAAUCAACAGGAGUCUCCUCCAAACUAAAGUUACUUGAGCAGGAGCUACUGAAUUUGGAAAAAAUUGGGAAGACAGAUGUAUCCAAGGUACCAUCAUCAACGCGGAAGCAGGUGAAGAGAUACCAAGCUCUUGCAGGCAAGAUCGAUGAUCUAUGCAGAAGAAUGCAGCAGGCCAGUGAUCCUUGUGAACCCAACCUGAGUCCUGAGUUCCGGACGCAAAGACAGACAGAGUUUCUGCUUGAAGCAUUUCGACUUCAGCAGCGUGCAUCUGAAACUGGACAGAAGUUGAUGGUACUACAAACUGACAGCAGCAAAAGUUAUUAUGGGAAUGUAUGUGAAGGUCAAGCUCAACUAGCCACUAAGCGAUCCUUUGACUCCAUCAGAAAUAACUUAAAAGAAAUCCAACGGAAUUUAGAGAUAUGGCUUGCUAGAAUUAUUGGGGAUCUCGAGGGAAUCCUUUCCCGAGAUGGUGCUUCUCGUGUAAGGGAUUAUUAUAUAUCUAGAUAUCCUUUUGUUCAAUAGUUGUGUUAAACAGGCUCAGUAAAAUCAUGAUUGAAAAUAUAGCCUCCUUUGAUGAAUUACUCCUUCAUGCUAUUGAAAUGUAUAGCUCUCCUUUCUGUUAA